Lactuca virosa is the source of this 339-nucleotide messenger RNA. NCBI's taxonomy places the organism in Eukaryota, Viridiplantae, Streptophyta, Magnoliopsida, Asterales, Asteraceae. The record is from the annotation of a GenBank genome assembly.
AUGGAAGGAUGUGGAUAUGGUUCUAUUCCCCAUAAACGUUGUUGGUGUCCAUUGGUUUUUGACAGUGCUACAUUUAAAUACCUGGAAAAGCUAGAUGUGACUGAGUACUGGAACGAUUUCCCCGAUGGACACAAAGACAAUGCAAUUGUGGAGUUUGUUGAAACUAUAGACGUGCCACAGCAGGAAUACAUCGAAGAUAGAGGGGAUUGUGGAGUAUUUGUAUGCAUCUUUAUGGAAAUGAUUGUUUUGGGGGUACCAGUGAGGAUUGAUAGGCCACGUAGAGAUGCGGGAUUUCUAUAUAUAAAUGGGAUGACAAAUAUUAUUUGGGACACUAUAUAA